AUGGCAUGGUGGCAACAUCACUCUGCCAAAAAGGAGCGUGAAGGUGGCUUUUGGUGUACAAAUGCGCGCCGUAAGCGCGAGCUGCGUGGGGAUCCCGAGCCCGAGUCGAGGUCUUACCAAUACCAGUCUAGCGGGAGCGCAAACCCUCUAUCAGAUCCAGCAGCCGCUGCGAAUAGCAGACCAGAGCCCGAGCCGUUGUGGAAGCUGAGAAGCGAAAAGGAGCAAGAGAGGAUCCAGCGUGAGCGUGAGGAUGCCUUUCGAGAGGAGUUGAUCAACGCACGUGAAACGAUGCUCUCCGCCACCGAGAGUGGCCUCCACUCCCUCCGUGACAGCAUCGACUCGUUGACAAGGAUGAUCCAUGAGCAACGACGAGAGCGUCCUUCGCGCGACGCUUCUCCCAAUCCUGAAAAGCGUGAUUGA
This is a messenger RNA of Serendipita indica DSM 11827, 420 nucleotides long. Lineage: Eukaryota; Fungi; Basidiomycota; Agaricomycetes; Sebacinales; Serendipitaceae. The record is from the annotation of a GenBank genome assembly.